Messenger RNA from Funneliformis geosporum, 389 nucleotides. The record is from the annotation of a GenBank genome assembly. NCBI's taxonomy places the organism in Eukaryota, Fungi, Glomeromycota, Glomeromycetes, Glomerales, Glomeraceae.
AAGUUCAUCAUCCAGAAAAAGAUCCAAGGCCUAACAAAAAAGCAAAAAAAUCAGUGGCAGAAGUUCUAAGUACAUUAGAUAAAUUCGUAGCUACUUUGAGAAAAGAAGUGGAUUUACGUUAUAUUUUAACAGCAUACAGUACAUCAUAUCCUUUGCAAUCAGGAUUAUGUAAUUGUUGUGGAUUCCAAUUGAAUAAUGAUGAUGUGGUGUCACUAACUUGUGGCCAUAAUUAUCAUUCAGCUUGUUACAGAAAAGAUAUACUUACGCAAGAUGACUUGAAUGAUGAAAAUAAUGAAGAGAAAGAGAAAGAAUCAGAGGCAGCAGUAAAUGAACAAACUGAUAUAUCUGUUGCAUUAGCAGUGGCAAUUGAUAAUAUAAAUAAUUGGUAA